Molecule: messenger RNA, 816 nt
Organism: Penicilliopsis zonata CBS 506.65
Lineage: Eukaryota; Fungi; Ascomycota; Eurotiomycetes; Eurotiales; Aspergillaceae
Exons: 5
Coding region: 1-816 (271 amino acids)
Source: RefSeq, a predicted model, not a curated record
AUGUCAGAAGAAGGGGAGCGAUUAGAUGCGCUACGGCGGAUCAGGGAAAAGAAUUGUGGUGGCUAUGAAGACAAGAAGCUUUUUGCCAUUCUGUACGAUCUGCUAGAGGACGAUAUCCUCUCGCCCGACCAAGCAGUGGAGAGGAUUGUUGGGGGGUUUUCACCACCAGCUUGCCUGUGGAGCUCAAUGAUCGAACACUUUGAUCCUCGUCAUUUAGGCCAAGAUUCAUUGGCGUUAAUGAUUGAAGCUCUGAGCCAGACAACAUGGAACGAGGAUCAUUACCAUGGUAAAGAGUUUCCCUCUUGGAAGGGACUUCCAUUGUUCGAGGAGUUCGUAACCUACCGCUGGACUGAACGUCUAGUGAAGUACAAGAACCUCUUCAAGGCGCACCGGGAGCUCCAGAGUGGCAGAUGCUAUGGGUCCAUCGAAAAAUGGGUGAAUUUCAAUUCCUUUGCUGCUAGGCUUUUAGGAAAGAAUCUUGUGAAAUGCUGGAAAUUUGCAGUCUGGGCAUUGCAAGAUGCUUUGGACAACAAAGCAAACGGUGAACAUUUGCUAGAGGAGCGAGUUCUUGUUGCCUGUGAAUGGAUCUUACAUGCGGGAAAUGCCCUGUUCCACAUGUUGAGCAAGGACAAGCAUCCAGAUGGCCUGGACCGCGAGACUUGGGCUUUCUGGAAGAGGCGAUUCUAUGAGACUUAUGACUCAGACCGUACGGCCGAAUUUGGCAGCAAGGCUCUUUCUGCAGCGAGGGGAAUGGAACUGAUUGAGGUGCGCGAAGAGAAUCGCGGUAAAAUGAGAAGAAAGAAGACCGACUGCUGA